Aspergillus tubingensis is the source of this 1665-nucleotide messenger RNA. Its product is annotated as FG-nucleoporin nup42. Lineage: Eukaryota; Fungi; Ascomycota; Eurotiomycetes; Eurotiales; Aspergillaceae. Gene Ontology annotation, molecular function: metal ion binding. Bases 1 to 1665 code for a protein of 554 amino acids. The record is from RefSeq and is a predicted model, not a curated record. The transcript is spliced from 4 exons.
AUGGUUGUCUGCACGUACUUUCAGCAGGGGCGCUGCAGAUUUGGAGACCGUUGUAAGAAUGAGCACCCCAGCCAGCAGACAUUGAGCUCCGGCAACCGUUUCGGGGCACUUGCUGGGGGAGGUUUCGGAGGCCGUGGCGCCCAGACUCAGCAAUCUGCAGACUAUGGAAUCACUACGGCGGACAUCAAGGCCGAUCUUACCGCCGGUAAAGGCCGGCCAGAAUGGGUUUUUUCCUGCUACGGUCCCGGCAGAAACGCCCCAAGGCAAUUAUUUGGAGGCGCUAAUCGAGAGCGGAGUUUUGAAGAGCUGCGACUGCGCCAUUACGAAGCUGCCGCAGCAGGCAACGCCGACCAGGCAGUCCAAGAAGCUCAAGCUCUGUAUGGGGAGGCAUUGAAGCAGAUGGAUGUCAUCCUGAAUGAUUUAAACGGUGCUGUGAAGUAUGUCGUCGACGGUAUCAAUGAACAUCCCAACAGAAUUGAUAUCGUGGAGGGCAAAACCGGCCCUGCUUCCACCCCAGCACCUUCUGCUUUCGGUCAGCCCUCGCAACCUAGCCAACCUUCACCAUUCGGGCAACCCGCUGCUCCCAGCUCAGCACCGGCUUUUGGUCAGCCUUCAGGAUUAGGCAGUCAACCCUUUGGCAAGCCAUCUGCGUUCGGUCAGCCGUCAGCCUUCGGGCAGCCCUCGGCCUUGGGCCAAACAUCUGGCCUGGGGCAAGCACCUGGCUUCGGACAACCUAGUGCUUUAGGUCAAGGGUCUGCAUUUGGACAGCCCUCAGGCUUGGGAGGAGGGCAGUCGGCAUUCGGUAAACCAGCCUUUGGCCAGCCUAGCUUUGGUCAGCCUUCUACCGGCCAGUCUUCGUUCGGCCAGCCAUCAUCACUCGGAACAUCGGCAUUCGGGACACCUGCUGCGGCCUCCCCAUUUAGUCAGAUAUCAGCUCCUAGCCAGCAACCAAGCGGCUUUGGUCAGUCCGCCGGACAAGCAUCACCAUUCGCACAGGUCGGGAGUCAAACCCCCGCCGCGUCUUCUGGCUUCGGUCAACCCUCGACAACACAGCCUGCUGGUUUCGGCCAACCGUCACAGACAGCUUCGCCUUUUGGUCAACCACAACAACAACAACAACAACAACCGGCCUCAAACCCGUUUGGACAACCCUCCACGGCCGCAGCUCCGAGUCCCUUCGGGGCUCCAAGCCAACCAGCUGCACCUUCAGGAUUUGGACAGCCCGCUAGCGGAUUUGGACAGUUAGGCCAAUCAGCGCCUGCUCCCGCUCUUGCAUCCACGCCAACAGCUACCGCAGGAACCGGCCCUCCUGCUAUCAUCAAGAUAGACAACCCCAAUGAGCUACACCCCAUCCCACCGCUGACAGGUCAGACCAUUCGCGACCCUAUGACCAAGAGGCUCUCAGCCUGGAAGGGGCAACCGGUCAAGUACAUCAACAACGAACCCUGCUAUCUACAUCCGCAGGAUCGUCAGACCUACGUCCGCAUCUUCUUUCCAGAUGGACCCCCUGAUGCAGCCAGCUUACGGGACGCACAUGCAAAGGACGAGGAGUAUACAGCUGAGGUCACUGCGCAGUACGAGUUCUUCGUGCAAAACGGAUGCUUCAAGGACGGAGUGAUUCCGAGCGUGCCCCCGAAGACGGAAUGGGUGAGCUUCGACUUUUAG